AUGAAGUUAGAUAAAAGAGAAAGACACCUAAGAAUCAAGGGCAAUCAAGGUCGUACAGUAGUCAGAGAAUUAUAUUUACGCGAAGAUGUACCGUGUCAAAGUGACAGGUGUAUUGCAGGGUGUCAAAACGAUGGUAAAUUAUCAACAGAUACCACUCAUUAUAUUGUUCCUGAUUGUCAAAUAGCUAGAGAUUAUUUAGAGAUUUUAGAAACACCAGAAGUAACUGGUAUUAUAUUUACCCAGACUGCUGUAAAUAGUGUUCAACAUGAAGGAAGUAAAAGGUUAUUUACACGAUUACAGAAUUUAAUUAAAGAUGGUCGCAAAGCUUCUGUGGUGUUUCAUAAUGAAUUUCAUAAAUAUGUUUAUAUAGAACGAGAUCCUGGUGAAUCAUUGAAUCAUUGGCAGAUUAAGAGUACAUACAAAGCUUGUGAAUGGUAUUAUAAUCAUUUUGUUGGUGAUGUUCCUAUUGUGAUGUUAACUAAUGAUCAACAGGUUAUUAAGGAAUAUGAAGAUAAAACAGUUAACAUAUUUGUUUUAAAUGUUAAAGAUUAUUUGAAGGGAUUUUGGCAUAAUCUAGAUGGUAUUGUAGAUCUUUAUGAAUCUAUAACAACAGCAUUAGAUAAUAAAUCAAAAGAUUAUUCUGGAUAUUUACCAUCUGAUAUAUUAGAAACUGGUAUUAAAUCAGGAAGAUAUAUAGAAGGUCUUCUCGAAGUAAAUAGACAUAAUGCUUCAACAGAGGCUUUUGUUAGACAAUCUGGAACUAGUCAAAAAGAUGGUGAAAAAAUGGAAGAUAUAUUUGUCAGUGGUAUGGGAAGUAGAAAUAGAGCUAUACAUGGUGAUAGAGUUGUGGUAGAAAUCUUACCUAAAACACAGUGGAAAGGUCGUUCUCUAGCUAUACAACAAGAUGAUGGAGAAGGUAGGAGCAUCUGUGUUGAAAAUGAGAAAGAAGCUAGUCCAGCUAUUCCUACUGGUACCAUUGUUGGUAUUUUACAGAGAAACUGGAGAGAUUAUGUUGCAACUUUCUCUGCAGAGGAGGAGGGUUCAAGUGGAAAUAAAGGAGGAAAAGUGUUAGUUAUACCAUAUGAUUAUAGAAUACCUAAAAUACGUAUCAAUACUAGACAAAUAGACAAAUUAAAAGAUAAAAGGGUUGUUGUAAGACUGGAUUCUUGGGAAUUAGGCUCUCAGUAUCCAAAUGGCCACUUUGUAAAAAGUCUGGGAACAUUGGGUGAAUUAGAGACAGAAGUGUCUGCUAUAUUAGUAGAAAACUCAAUCCAAUCUUUACCCUUCACAGAAAAUCAGAUUAAAGAAUUACCAGUGGAUACUCAAGAUAAUCCUUGGAAAAUGGAUGAAAAAGAGAUAAAGAAACGUAGAGAUUUACGCAAUAGUCAUCUUGUAUUUAGUAUUGACCCUAAAGGUUGUGAAGAUGUUGAUGAUACAUUAAGUAUAAGGGAACUGAAGAAUGGAAAUCUAGAAUUAGGAGUCCAUAUUGCUGAUGUAACAUAUUUUGUACCACCUGGUAGUUUGACUGAUAUUGAAGCUAGAUCUAGAUCCACCACAGUCUAUUUAUCUGAUAGAAGAUAUGAUAUGAUACCACCUAUACUCAGUUCUAAUUUAUGUUCAUUAAUCAGUGGUGUAGAUAGAUAUGCUAUGAGUGCUGUUUGGGAGUUAUCAAAAGAUCUUGAAGUUUUAAAUGUAUGGUAUGGAAGAACUGUAAUUAGAUCCCAAUAUAAACUAUUUUAUGAGAUUGCUCAAAGAAUAAAUGAAGGUGCUGAAGAAGAUGAAAUUGUAGAAAAUAUACCAGAGUUACAAAAUGUAUCAUCUGCAGACCUGAAAACAAAAAUAGAUGAACUACGUUGGGCAGUGAACAAGUUAAUGUAUGUGGCUAGAAUAUUAAAAUCUAGAAGAGCUAGUGGUGGUGGUCUAGAAUUAGAUAGUAUUGAAGUGAGGGUAGAGAUGGAAGAAUCAGAUGUAGAAGGCUUAACUCCAAAAGAUCAUCUAGAAGUACAUGAAACUAUAGCAGAAUGUAUGAUAUUUGCUAAUCAUUGGGUAGCUAAGAAGAUUGUUGAACACUAUCCUAAUCAAUCAUUGUUACGGCAUCAUCCACUACCAAGACAAGAUCAGUUUGAAAUAUUGGUUAAAUGUGCUGCAUCAAAGGGAUUUGUUAUAGAUACGACAUCUAAUAAAACACUAGCUGAUUCUCUCAAUAGAUGUAUUGAUGGUGAUGACCCAGUUGUUAAUAAGUUGUUACGUCAGUUAGCUGUCUAUGCUAUGUCUACAGCUCAGUAUUUCUCUACAGGAUCUUUACCUCAUGAUCAGUUCUUUCAUUAUGGAUUAGCUUUAGAUCUCUAUACACAUUUUACCUCACCUAUUAGAAGAUAUGCAGAUAUAGUGGUACAUCGUCUGUUAUUAUCAGCCAUAGAGAAUAUAAAUUGUGAUCAUUUAGAUAGUAAUAAAGUAUUAGACGAAUUAGCUGAUCAUAUUAAUAUAAAACAUAAGGCAGCACAGAAUGCCCAGCGUGAUUCUCAGGAACUAUUCCAGUCGUUAUAUUUUAAAGAUAAAAAACCCAGUGAUGAACAGUGUAUUGUUAAUGCUGUAAUAUUCCAACUCAGAAUCAAUGGUUUCCUUGUUUAUAUACCAAGAUAUGGUAUUAAAGGACCAGUAUAUUUAAGAAAUAAAGAAGGUCAAGUAGUAUAUAUUAAUAAACAAGGUGAUAGUGAGUGGUUGAGUGGAUCUAUAAAUAAAGAUGAUCAGUCUAUUAGUGUACAAACAAUACAUGGUUCACAGACGUAUAAACUUUUUAAUCAUAUCAUUGUUCAGCUUAAUCUGCAAGCAUCUCGAGCACAUUCUGCAUCACUAAGAUAUGAUUUGUUAUCUAAUAAGCCUUUAAAAGAGGAGAGUUCCAAUGUAGAAGGUGCUAAUUCAACAAUCAAGUCUGAUAUAGUUAAGGUACUUACAUAUUUAAUUAUUUCAUAA
Molecule: messenger RNA, 2973 nt
Organism: Lottia gigantea (owl limpet)
Lineage: Eukaryota; Metazoa; Mollusca; Gastropoda; Lottiidae
Exons: 22
Coding region: 1-2973 (990 amino acids)
Biological process (GO): rRNA catabolic process
Cellular component (GO): cytoplasmic exosome (RNase complex)
Molecular function (GO): RNA binding; 3'-5'-RNA exonuclease activity
Source: RefSeq, a predicted model, not a curated record